AUGGUCGUUAAGGAGGGCAUGCCAUACAACUUCCAGUACGGCGUCAAGGACGACUACUCCGGCAAUGACUUUGGACAAAGCGAACAGUCUGACGGAGACACCGUCUCAGGCUCCUACACCGUCCAGCUCCCAGACGGCCACAUACAAAUGAUAAAUUAUGCUGCCGAGGACGACAACGGGUAUAAGGCGGAGGUCAGGUAUGAGGGUGAAGCCCAGUACCCCCACGAGUAUGGUCCAGCAAUCACCUUCAAGCUCCAGAACCAGCCCUCAUUCUACCCUGAACCCUUAUACAAGCCCCAGCCCCUCAUACCAGCCCCAGCCCCUCAUACCAGCCCCAGCCCUCAUACCAGCCCCCAGCUCUCAUACAAGCCCGGCCCUCAUUCCGAAGAAUCGAAUUAG
Molecule: messenger RNA, 399 nt
Organism: Procambarus clarkii (red swamp crayfish)
Lineage: Eukaryota; Metazoa; Arthropoda; Malacostraca; Decapoda; Cambaridae
Product: adhesive plaque matrix protein-like
Cellular component (GO): extracellular matrix
Source: RefSeq, a predicted model, not a curated record